Molecule: messenger RNA, 1297 nt
Organism: Cuscuta campestris
Lineage: Eukaryota; Viridiplantae; Streptophyta; Magnoliopsida; Solanales; Convolvulaceae
Source: the annotation of a GenBank genome assembly
ACCAUUCCGUCCAGUAAACAAACAUGUGGUCUUCCUUCCCCCCUCCCUUUAAACCCCCUCCUCCUCCAUCUCCCCUUUCUCCACCAAACCUUCAACCCCCUCUCCGUCUCUCGAUCAACUGGUUUGCAGCAGCAGCAGCAGCUUAGUGCUUCUUACCAGCUCCGCCGACUAUGGCGGCCGGAAUCACCAGUGCCGCUUGCUCCCGAACUAUCUAUGGCCGCCAGUUCUCAUUCAUCCGCCCCAGUUCCUCCUCCCCUUCCCCGCCGAGUUUAGUGUUUUCUCCAUGGAGUAGGUGGUUUCCGAGUUCGGUUAUCAGCUCUCCUAUAAAGCCCCGGGUUAGUGUCUGCUUUGUUGUGGGAAAGCAGAAAUUGGAGUCCGAGAUUGAAAUUCGGGCGGAGGAGGAGAUUGAGAAGCAGCAGAUCUCGGCCUCCCGAUUGGAAGAGAAAUUGGAGAGGAAGAAGUCCGAGCGCUUCACGUACCUUGUUGCCGCCGUGAUGUCGAGCUUAGGAGUUACGGCCAUGGCUGUUCUCGCCGUUUAUUACAGAUUUGCUUGGCAAAUGGAGGGGGGAGAAAUUCCAUAUAUUGAGAUGUUCGGUACAUUUGCUCUAUCAGUUGGAGCCGCUAUUGGAAUGGAAUUCUGGGCGAGAUGGGCUCAUAGAGCGCUUUGGCACGCUUCGUUGUGGCACAUGCAUGAGUCUCACCAUAAACCAAGAGAAGGAGCAUUUGAGCUGAAUGAUGUGUUCGCCAUAAUUAACGCUGUCCCGGCCAUAGCUCUCCUCUCCUAUGGUUUCUUCCACAAAGGCAUCGUUCCUGGCCUCUGUUUUGGAGCAGGACUAGGAAUCACGGUGUUUGGGAUGGCCUAUAUGUUUGUCCAUGAUGGUCUCGUACACAAGCGGUUCGCGGUGGGGCCCAUCGCCAAUGUACCGUAUUUUAGAAGAGUGGCUUCGGCUCAUCAGCUGCAUCACACGGACAAGUUCAAUGGUGUCCCAUAUGGCCUAUUUCUAGGACCCAAGGAAUUGGAAGAAGUGGGAGGGUUAAAAGAGCUGGAGACUGAAAUUAAUCGAAGAAUCAAGUUGGCUAGUAAGGGAUGAUCAUUUUGCUUGAUGAUUUUCAUCCAUAAAUCCUUUUCUUUUAAUAUGUAGUUUCCUCACUUGAAUUAUAGUAGUACUAAUUACUCCGUUUAAAAGAGUAAUAUAUUCAGUCCUGUCCUCUCGGCAUAUAAGUGGAGGAUAGUGUCAACAUUUAAUGUAAAAAUAUCAUUUUUAUUACAGUAUUAAAGUAAAUAAGAUGCUCUCCG